AUGCAAUCCAGGACACAGCCCCUAGCUCACGCCCUACCCUUCUCCCUUGGAGGGGCCCUGCGAGAUGCUGGGUUCCGGGUGCCUGUCAUUAAGAUGGGUACGGGUUGGGAGGGCCUGCAGAAGACCCUGAAAGAAGUUGCCUACAUCCUCCUCUGUUGCUGGUGUAUCAAGGAACUGUUGGACUAA
This is a messenger RNA of Dipodomys ordii (Ord's kangaroo rat), 186 nucleotides long. It is a transcript of the gene Lenep, whose product is annotated as lens epithelial protein. The transcript has a single exon. The record is from RefSeq and is a predicted model, not a curated record. Gene Ontology annotation, biological process: multicellular organism development. Lineage: Eukaryota; Metazoa; Chordata; Mammalia; Rodentia; Heteromyidae. Bases 1 to 186 code for a protein of 61 amino acids.